Molecule: messenger RNA, 1414 nt
Organism: Prionailurus viverrinus (fishing cat)
Lineage: Eukaryota; Metazoa; Chordata; Mammalia; Carnivora; Felidae
Gene: FKBP11
Product: FKBP prolyl isomerase 11
Exons: 6
Coding region: 163-678 (171 amino acids)
Biological process (GO): protein peptidyl-prolyl isomerization
Molecular function (GO): peptidyl-prolyl cis-trans isomerase activity
Source: RefSeq, a predicted model, not a curated record
GGUGGGGACAAGGUGGAGGAAGGGCUGCUGGAGGAGGAGCUGGCGCGUUGCUACCCGCCCCGUCCCGUCCAGUACAGCCUGGGCGCCGAGGGAACCGCUGUCCUAGCCGCCGCCACCCGAACAGCCUGUCCUGGUGCCCCGUGCCCUGCCCCGCGUCCAGUCAUGACCCUGCGCCCCUCGCUACUCCCGCUCCGUCUGCUGCUGCUGCUGCUGCUGCUCAGUGGGGCGGUGUGCUGGGCUGAGGCUGGGUUCGAAACCGAAAGUCCCGUCCGGACCCUCCAAGUGGAGACCCUGGUGGAGCCCCCUGAGCCUUGCGCGGAGCCCGCUGCCUUUGGAGACACGCUGCACAUACACUACACGGGCAGCUUGGUAGAUGGACGCAUUAUUGACACUUCCCUGACCAGAGAUCCUCUGGUUAUAGAACUUGGCCAAAAGCAGGUGAUCCCAGGUCUGGAGCAGAGCCUUCUAGACAUGUGUGUGGGAGAGAAGCGAAGGGCAACCAUUCCUUCUCACUUGGCCUAUGGAAAAAGGGGAUUUCCACCGUCCAUCCCAGCCUCCAUCAGGAAAGAGACAGUAAAAAUUAUCAGUCAAGUAAUUCAAGACAAAGCAAAACAAAAAACAACUUGUAAAAGGCAAGCCUACCCUAUAACUUCAAAAGCUGUCACAGGUCACUGCUGAUAUCUAUACUUGAAGAUCUGAGGCUGGACAGAUUUCCUAAGAUGCAGAUCUCUUGCUUUGGGUUAUAACAAAUGCUCUGUUGGCUAAAAGGUUUUGUCCUUCAGAGUAUUAGUAUAAAAGUUCUUAUCCCAGUUACAACUGAGAGGGAAAACCGGAAAGAGGGUCAUGGAACUAAAGAGAAACUCUUUUACCCGAAGCUCUUUAAUCUCCCCAUUUCCAGUGUUUGUAUUUCUCCCCUGACUCACCCCUGUUCAUUCCCUGGCUCCUUACUUCUUAAGCCACCUCCUUCUUCCUCUCCAGCUCUUAUGUUGAAACAUCUAUGUUUUCUUAGUAACAGUCACAUCAGUGUGCUCAUUGGUUGGUGCAAUUUUAAAACAUCUAGGUUAAAUUCAAUUAAUUUCAGGCCUGCAAAGAUUCUAUCGAUGUGGCUGUUUGGAAAUGGAGUCAUUAGUAUAGAGGUUCUCUCACUUAUAAAUGGAGAACACCCUGUGGGAAGUUUCCCUGUGCUAUCAAAAACCUGUCCGUGAACACAAGCCACACUUGUAGAUUUGGGGCGAACAUAACUACCAAUAGACUCUGUUCAUAACUCUUCUCUACUUUUGUCUAAAGGAACUCAACACAUUUAAAUCUUGCCAGCUUCAUAGUUGUUGCUCUGGUGUGGCCUGCCCUUCCCCUGCUUUCAUUUAGAUUCUGAGCCCUGGAUAAAAUGCAGAGAUUCUAACCCUCACCUCCUCUC